CUGCUCUUUAAAGAAAUAAAGGAUGAACUUACUGAAUGGAGAUUCGCUGCUGAGUACAGAGCAGGACUGAAAACCUCGACGGAGCGAUGCGAAUGCAAUCUUUACAGGAGUUUACAGAUGCGCGGCGAUGUGAUUUGAAACAUUAAAGUGAUCUCGUGCGGUCAACGGAAGGACAAUCAAAAGGUUGGCAGACUGGCACGCAAGCACAGAUGGCAGAGGUGAUGGAGGGCAGCACAGCAGCAGUGCCCAACACCUGUGUGGACUGGCAGAAACGAUGCAUCGCCCUGGAGACGCAGCUCAUGAGGUUUCGCCUGCAAGCAGGAAACAUUCGCCACCUACUCGCUGAAAGGAUGCAGGAGUUGGAGCAAAAAGUGAUAGAGUCUGACCAGCGGGCAGAGAAUGCUGAAAAACAGGUACAAAUCAUGGGGGAGAAGCUGAAGUCUGCAAACAUGCAACCCAGUGAAUCAGAAAACUCAUUUUACAGGCAGUACCAAGAGCUGAGCAGUCAAAUGCAGGAAAAAGACAUGAUCAUAAAAAAAUUGGAGGACCAUCUGGAGAAGCAGAACUUGGUUCGAGCCCAAGAAGCCAAGAUCAUAGAGGAGAAGGCUGCCAAAAUCAAAGACUGGGUAACUUUCAAGUUACGAGAGAUGGAAACAGAGAACCAGCAGCUGAAAAAGGCAAACCUAAAGCAGGCAGAGCAAAUCCUCAUACUGCAAGACAAGCUUCAAACUCUUCUUGAAAGGCCAGUUGUGGAUGCCCACCUGGUUCCCUCCAGCCCCCUACACCCUCCCAGUUGCCCAGGGACACCCCCCGCCCAGGAGGAGGGCUGGAGACUAACAGGUUCUUGCUUAGGGGGAAACACCUCUAAAGAUGGCAAGAGGAAAAUCGCAGAUGGCUGUGAUUCUGCUUUUCAUAGUGCAUCCUUAUUUCCAACAUUACAAGACAAAGGAGACUCUCAUAAGUCUAGUCAAGAUGAGGUAGACACCACAGCCUUGGUAAAGGAGGGAGAAGAGAGCACAGAGCUUUCUUUUGGGGAGACACGAGGGAGAACAGUGGGAGGAGCCCCAGACAGAGACCAUUCUUCCGAUGAACUCAACAGCAAAUUCCGUUCCCAGCGCCUACGAUCUUCCUCCUCAUCCUCCUCCUCGUCCUCAGCAUAUGAGACUCCUGGUCCUGAUGGCUUUGACACGCCCACCCCAACACCUAAAAGCCCUCCCCCCACACCCGUCUCACCUCCUUUAAUCCGCCUCCCGCUGUCAAUUCCCUUCCCUCUGUCCUUACCCUCUGGCACCAGCAUGACCCUCCCCAAAGUACGCACCCCUCUAACUCCCCGUGACAGCAUACAGCUCGUAAAAAAGCAUCACAGUCAGCCACAACCUGGCAUGGAGCGCUUCCAUCAGGUCAACAUUGAUAUAGGAAACUGCACCGCCCCUUCCGGCCAAAGUCUGAUGUUGGGUUCCACACAUGGGCUGGAAGAGACUGACAUUGAUGAAGGACCUCCAGAGAACAUGGAGGGUGUGGUGGAGGGACCAGAGAUGGAAGAACUGUCUUCUGAUGGGAUCUUAUGUGAAGGGUUGGAUAAGGAACUAGAGAUGAUGGACCCAGAAGUCCUAAAACCACCUACUCCACCUUUGCACAGAUUCCCCUCUUGGGAGAGCCGUAUAUAUGCAGUAGCUAAAUCAGGAAUGAGAGUUUCAGAGGCCUGUCUUGGUGCAAAAACAACUGGCAGAGUAUCCACCCAACCUCAACAUGCUGCUGCUGGCCCUUUUACCCACCUUAUUUAUAAGAACAUGAGUGUGCCUGUGUAUUCCACAUUUAAAGGGAAAGCAACUCAGAUCAGCAGCGUCCCUCUCCCUGAUGAUGAUUCUGGUUCAGAAGAUGACAGCAGCUCAUUGGCCAGCCUGCACACAUCCACACUGGGACCGGAUAAGAAGGGCAGCACCCCUGGCAGUCCCCGCGCCGUGAAAAGAGGUGUGUCUGUGUCAUCUAUCAGCUCAGAGAGCGACUAUGCCAUUCCUCCAGAUGCGUAUUCUCUGGACAGUGACUGCUCUGAACCCGAGCACAAGGUCCAGCGUACCUCCUCUUAUUCCUGCGAGAGCUUCGGGCCGGAGACUCUUGAGAAGUCAGGUUACCUGUUGAAGAUGGGAAGUCAGGUAAAGGCAUGGAAGAGACGCUGGUUUAUUCUAAGGAAUGGGGAGAUCUUGUACUAUAAGUCUCCGAGUGACGUGAUCCGGAAACCUCAGGGCCAAAUGGAGCUAAACUCCUCGUGUCAGAUAGCCCGUGGAGAGGGGGCUCAGACAUUCCAGUUAAUUACAGAAAAGAAGACCUUUUACCUGGCUGCAGACUCCCCAAAUAUCCUGGAAGAGUGGAUCAGAGUUCUCCAGAAUGUUCUGAAGGUCCAGGCUAGUGGACCUGUUUCUAUGGAUAUGGAAGGCAAGCCUACAGUGCGAGGUUGGCUUACUAAGGUAAAACAUGGUCACUCAAAGCUUGUGUGGUGUGCUUUGAUUGGAAAAGUGUUCUACUACUAUCGUAACCAUGAUGACAAGUUCCCAUUGGGUCAGUUGCGCAUCCGUGAAGCACGGGUGGAAGAAGUCGACAGGUCAUGUGACUCUGAUGAGGAUUAUGAAGCAGGUGGGCGGGGCUUCCUAUCCUCUCACUUCACAUUAGUGGUCCAUCCCAAGGAGCAAAGCCCCACCUACCUGCUUGUGGGCACCAAACAAGAAAAGGACACCUGGCUGUACCACCUGACUGUGGCGGCAGGCAGUUGUGCCAGUUUGAGGGUGGGCACAGAGUAUGAGCAGCUGAUUGGCAAGCUGUUGGACACAGAUGGAGACCCAGAUUUGGGGCUGUGGAAGCAUGGAGUGCUGUGCUUCAGUAAGGAGGGACUGCGGUCGCCCCUCACCACGCUGCCCUCUGAAGCACUUCAAACGGAGGCUCUUAAACUCUUUAAGUCAUGUCAGCUCUUCAUUAAUGUUCUGGUGGAGUCGCCCUCCAUAGACUACCACACUUCGCUGGCCCAGAAUGCACUGCAGGUCUGCCUAACACAUCCAGAGCUCCAGAACGAGAUGUACUGCCAGUUGAUCAAACAAACCAACUGCCGUAAGCCUCACAACUAUUCCCUCACACAGUGCUGGCAGCUGUUAUCAUUGUGUGUGGCUCUCUUCCUGCCUCAGCAUCGCUUCCUGUGGUACCUGAGACAGUACCUGCAGCACAAUGCAGAUCCCAGAUCUGAAGUAGGAAAGUAUGCUGUGUACUGUCAGCGGUCAGUGGAGAGAACUUUACAGAAUGGAGAGAGAGAGGCCAAACCCUCACGGAUGGAGAUUUUGUCUAUUCUGCUGAGAAACCCAUAUCAUCACUCACUACCAUUUAGCAUACCUGUCCACUUCAUGAAUAAUACAUAUGAGGUGGUAGGUUUCGAUGGUUCUACCACGGUGGAAGAAUUUCUGAACACAUUGAACCAGAGAACAGGGAUGAGAAAGCCACAGAUUUCAGGUUUUGCACUUUUUACUGAUGACCCCUCUGGAAAAGACCUGGAGCACUGCCUGCAGUCCAGCUAUAAGAUUUGUGAUGUCAUCUCAAAGUGGGAACAAGCUUUGAAAGAGCUUCAUCCAGGAAAAUAUGAAGGAACACGGAUUGUCCGCCUAACUUACAAAAGCAGGCUGUGUUUCCGAGCGCAGGCUAAUGGAGAAACAGAACGAGAGCGCCUCCUGCUGGCGUAUCAAGUAAAUGAUGAGGUACAACAAGGGCACUUUCCUGUCAGUAAGGAACUGGGAUUGGAAGUGGCUGCAUUGAUGGCACAGGUUGAGCAUGGUGAUCUGGAUCGCCCUGCAAUGUCCCCUGGUUCUCCUCAGUCAAAGACCCAGCAGAUACUUCUGCAAGUACUAGAGCGCUUUUACCCAAAACGGUACAAGCAGGAAUGCAGCAUGGAACAUCUCAGGGACCUUGCUGAGCGUUUGGCCACUAAGUGGUCUGUUUUGCGUGGAUGCACAGCUUCAGAAUGUGUGAGAAUCUAUCUGACUGUGGCCCGCAAAUGGCCUCUUUUUGGGGCCAAGCUUUUCAGUGCCAAGCCUUUACCACCUUCUCCAUUUGACCAAACUCAAGUGUGGUUGGCUGUUAAUGAAGAUGGACUGAGUGUUCUGGACUACACAAUGCAUCUUUUAGUCACAUAUCCAUACCAGUCGGUGAUCACCUUUGGAGGCUGCAAGGAGGACUUCAUGGUUGUUGUCAGCCAGGUUAAAGACCAGGCUUCAGGCAAGAAGACUGUGGAGAAAUUUUCAUUUACAAUGGCUAAACCAAAGAUUCUGGAACUGACUCUUCUCAUGGCUAGUUAUAUCAAUUACUGGACCUCCAGUCUGCCAGGUGCUAGCAACCAGACACAAGGAUCAGCACUCGGACCUCAAGGAGACAGAAGGCUGUGGGACAUAGAAAGCAGACACUUUCCAUCAAUGACAUAUACCACUAAAAGCCCCACUCUUCUUUAAAGGAAUAGCUCACCCAAAAAUGAAAAUUCUCUUAGUUACUUACCCUCAUGCCAUCUCGGGUGCAUAUGACCCACCUGUCGCAUGUGUAUUGUAAAGCUCACCACGAGAAGUCUACAAUGAAUACAAUUUAGUGUUCAUCUGAAAAAAUAAGUCAUAUAUAGUACCUGGAAUUGUACCUGGAAUAAAUUUUUUAAAAAGUGCCUUGAUACAUUGGCAACUCUAAAUGUGCCUUUCAAACCCUUUUGAUCUAGAGAACUCAGUUUAUAGAGAUAUGAUUCGUUUGGUUUAGAAAGUUUAUAUAAACUGCGAGGAAAGUUGUGUGAAUAGGCCAACUUCUUGCACACUUCUUGUUCACAGUGCAGCUUUACAAGACUUGUGUAAACCACCCUGAGAAGAUCACCCACUUAGUCAGCAUAGCUCCAACUUUGUAUUUUUCUGGAGUGCAAAAAUGUUGGAAAUGUUCGAUGCCUAGAGGAAGUCACUUGCAUAACAUGAUUUUUUUGUUUGAUUUAUUUUGGAUUUUUUUUUUUUAUCUAUGUCUAUCCAGGACAUUUCUUCUUUUUCACGGUACAUUAGUUAGCAGUACUGUCAUCUCUAGUAUUUUAACACAUUUGGCGGAAAUUAGCUAAUCAGUAGCUAGUCUUACGUGGUAAACUGUUCUAUAUUGUUCUCCUUUUUUUAACAUGGGCUAUUGCACAGAUGAAAUUGUGAGGGCAUAGAGCUAUACUCACAUUACUGGUAGUGCAACAGGGAUGAUAGAUUAAGUUUUGUAUUCAAGCAAGAAAUUAAUUGAAAAUCAGUACUAUGUGAAUAUGAUGAGUUGUUACAGGUUUACUUUCUCUAACAUUGUUCUGUAGUACUACCAAACAUAAUGCUUAAUCUGAGCCAAAUGUUCCUUUUUUUAUUUAGUUACUGAAUAAAUAAGCACGUUUUAUUUGCUAUCCAAUGCCUCCUGCAGAAAGUAAUGCAAUACCCUACACCUAUCUCAACAUAACGUUAAUAUGUGCAGGACCAUGUAUUUUCGUGUAGUUUGUCAUUAUCAUGGUAAUGAUGUCUUAGACUUUUUAUAUUUCCUUAGCAAUUAGAUCUUGAGAAAAUCUAUUUCUGUAUAAACUUUUACAUACAGGUAAAGGUAUAACAGGUUUUCAGCCAUCAAAAACAUACAGUGUUAGCUAUUCUGCAUCUGUUUUAAAAACAGACAUGUAAUAAAAGCUAAAAAAACACACUGUACCUUUAAUGCACCAGUACCUAAGAUAUUGGAGGACACUGUUGUAGGGAGGAUUUUUAAAAGAAGUGUCAACUAACUUGAAUUAUUAUAUGAAUUAAACCACUGUCUCCUUAUUUUAAAUAUUUAUUUUGUCAUUUUGUUUUUGAAAUGUAGCUGUUUUAGUGUAAUCAACUUUUGUUAAACCACUUUAGUUUUUUUUUUUUUAGAAGUGUUCCAAGUAGUUUGGAAUUAAUGUCACUUUUGUUGUCAAAAAAUGUAGUAGUAUACCAUAGAGAUCAGUGAUGGGUACAGAUUUUAAAAUAAUGCCGUGACGGCAUCAAAUACUAUAAAAAAAGAUUGUUAAAAAAUAAAAUAUUCAUUUAA
This is a messenger RNA of Paramisgurnus dabryanus, 6072 nucleotides long. RefSeq names its product pleckstrin homology domain containing, family H (with MyTH4 domain) member 1 (gene plekhh1). The record is from RefSeq and is a predicted model, not a curated record. Lineage: Eukaryota; Metazoa; Chordata; Actinopteri; Cypriniformes; Cobitidae. Gene Ontology annotation, cellular component: cytoskeleton.